Balaenoptera musculus (blue whale) is the source of this 1973-nucleotide messenger RNA. RefSeq names its product intraflagellar transport 57 (gene IFT57). Gene Ontology annotation, cellular component: cilium; intraciliary transport particle B; centrosome. Lineage: Eukaryota; Metazoa; Chordata; Mammalia; Artiodactyla; Balaenopteridae. The record is from RefSeq and is a predicted model, not a curated record. Gene Ontology annotation, biological process: non-motile cilium assembly; intraciliary transport. The transcript is spliced from 10 exons. The coding region runs from base 126 to 1337 and encodes 403 amino acids.
UUCCCUGGUGAUGGGUUGCCCGGCGGUCGCCUGGUAACCGGCCGCGGAGGUCCUGGCUGCGCCAGCGCAGGCCGCGGAGGUCUGUGGGCCGGAGCUGACGCUGGGCUCUUUCUGUCUGUUCCGCGAUGGCAGCGGCAGUGGUCAUGCCGUCGGGUUUGGAGGAUGGGGUGUCUCGGUCCCGCGGCGAAGGGGCAGGGGAGGCGGUCGUGGAGCGGGGCCCCGGCGCGGCCUACCACAUGUUCGUGGUGAUGGAGGACCUGGUGGAGAAGCUGAAGUUGCUCCGCUAUGAGGAGGAUCUCCUCCGGAAAAACAACCUGAAGCCCCCGUCCAGACACUAUUUUGCACUGCCUACCAAUCCUGGGGAACAGUUCUACAUGUUUUGCACUCUUGCUGCUUGGUUGAUUAAUAAAGCAGGACGCCCCUUUGAGCAACCUCAAGAAUAUGAUGACCCUAAUGCAACAAUCUCUAACAUAUUAUCUGAACUUCGAUCAUUCGGGAGAACUGCAGAUUUUCCUCCUUCAAAAUUAAAAUCGGGUUAUGGAGCGCAUGUAUGCUAUGUUCUUGACUGUUUAGCCGAAGAAGCAUUAAAAUAUAUUGGUUUCACUUGGAAAAGACCAACAUACCCAGUGGAAGAAUUAGAAGAAGAAACUGUUGCAGAAGAUGAUGCAGAAUUAACAUUAAAUAAAGUGGAUGAAGAAUUUGUGGAAGAGGAGACAGACAAUGAAGAAAACUUUAUUGAUCUCAGUGUUUUGAAGGCCCAGACCUAUCGCUUGGAUAUGAACGAGUCUGCCAAACAAGAAGAUAUUUUGGAAUCCACAACAGAUGCUGCGGAAUGGAGUCUAGAAGUGGAACGUGUACUACCACAACUGAAAGUCACGAUCAGGACUGACAAUAAGGGAUUUUUGGACAAACUUCAUAAUGAAAUUAGCAGGACUCUGGAGAAGAUUGGCAGCCGAGAAAAGUACAUCAACAAUCAGCUUCAGCACUUGAUUCAGGAAUAUCGUGCAGCUCAAGCCCAGCUGAGUGAGGCAAGGGAGCGUUACCAGCAGGGAAACGGCGGAGUAACUGAAAGGACCAGACUCCUGUCCGAGGUUACAGAAGAGCUAGAAAAGGUAAAACAAGAAAUGGAAGAAAAAGGCAGCAGUAUGACUGAUGGUGCUCCUUUGGUGAAGAUUAAACAGAGUUUAACGAAGCUGAAGCAAGAAACUAUUCAGAUGGACAUUAGAAUCGGUGUUGUGGAACACACAUUACUCCAGUCAAAACUGAAGGAGAAGUCCAACAUGACCAGGGACAUGCAUGCCACAAUCAUUCCAGAAUCUGCAAUAGGCUCUUAUUAAAACAUAUCGUUUCGCAUGCUUCUGAUUAGUUGUUUUUUUUAUAUCAAAUCAUAUUUCAUGUUGCAUAGACUUCAAAACACAGUUAUUCCUUUUAAAGCAUGUUGAACGGGUAUUUUUUACAUAUAUACACACAUAUUGUAUGUGUGUAUACAUACAAUGAAGAUUAUGGAUGGUCAAAGCCUUUCAAUUGAAUAUAAUAAAGUAAUGAAAAAUUCUCACUGUCAAAGAAGCUUUCACUAAUCAUUACAUAUGUGAAAGCCCCCACCUGGUGGCUCACUGUCCUUAUGGUUCCGUGCAUUUGAGGAAGAGGUACAUGAUGCAGAAUGUGUAGGACCCGUGCUUUCUGCAGGUGCUGCCGCUGCUGUCAGCACAUGGACCUUUGACAUAAGCCUGGCCCCUUCCACUGGAUCCACACACAGUGAUCACAAGUACUUCUGCACCCAGAGGCAGCCAGUGAUGGCUGCGGAUUCUUUCCAAGAACCCAAACUACCCUUGCCUCAGCUUUCUGGUUACCUAAAAUUACAUUUUUUAAAAAGAAAGCCUCAGAAAAAUCUUCAGUAUCUUUAUUAACAUUUGAAGUUUACUAUUUAUCACGAGCAUUUCAUGACUAAACUGAUUUGAUAUCUUCUAUGAUCU